Messenger RNA from Histoplasma mississippiense, 849 nucleotides. RefSeq lists its product with no specific name. The transcript is spliced from 3 exons. Lineage: Eukaryota; Fungi; Ascomycota; Eurotiomycetes; Onygenales; Ajellomycetaceae. Bases 1 to 849 code for a protein of 282 amino acids. The record is from RefSeq and is a predicted model, not a curated record. Gene Ontology annotation, biological process: regulation of transcription by RNA polymerase II. Gene Ontology annotation, molecular function: DNA-binding transcription activator activity, RNA polymerase II-specific.
AUGCAUCAGCACCUUGCCCUUGCGGCGUUUCGACCAGUGUUGAAUGAUAUCACUCCAUCAAACUGCAACGCGGUAUUCGCGUUCUCGAGUCUCAUCGCUGCGCUAGCCUUUGCUUUCUCCAGAUUUGUCGGCAGACCCGGUGGGGGCGAGCCUGUUGCCGAACUUCUUCAAGAUUUCCUUCUAUUUCGCGGUGUGGAGAGCGUCCUAAGUACGUCCUGGGAGCUCAUACAGAAGGGGGAGCUAGGGCCAAUGAUCCGGCGCCCUGCUAUUAAUGUAUCUCAACCGAUUUCUAAGGAUGUCAUAAAUGCACUUGAUUAUCUUCACGAUUGCAAUGGCGACCAUGUAACCCAGCUGAGCGCGGAGGAAAAAGAUGCGAAUAAUCAUGCGAUUCGCGAGCUUCGUAUCUCAUUUGAACGACCUGCAUCAAGUUGGGAGAAUGUUUUUCGGUGGCCGAUUCUUCUUCCGGAAGCGUACCUCGCUCAUCUGAAAGCACGAAAACCCAUGGCGUUGGUGAUUCUUGCGCACUACUGUGUCGUUCUUUCCAGACUGGAUUCGUGCUGGUGGUCACAAGGUUGGGCGACUCAUUUGUUCGAAGCAAUUUAUCGCUCUCUGGGCACGAGUUGGAGACCGCUACUGCGAUGGCCGAUGCAGAUGGUUGGCCACUUAACUUAUCCUAAGCGAGUUAGGCGUCACGAACAAAGGACUACAUUACCGACCUAUUACGGCUGUACUGUAACUGGAUACUUUCAGGCUCUGGGGCUCACACGUAGCUUAGGCAGAGGCAAGCUUCCGACGCCCUUUGAGUUACAUUGUAUGGAAUCUAAUCGAAACUCCAGGCUCAAGUACUAG